GGCCGGCGGGCACCCAGGCUGCGCGGUGGGCCGGGACCUGCCGGGAGCGUCGGCGGCCGCUCGGGCCCGGGAGACUCGAGCAGCCCACGGGGCAGGGCAUCUCCCCCGGGCCGGGGGGAGGGGCGACGUGUCCGGCGGAGGGCUGUGGGGUGCGGGGCAGGGCUGGAGCGCCAUGAGCAGCCCGGAUGCGGGGUACGCCAGUGACGACCAGAGCCAGACCCGCAGCGCGCUGCCCGCGGUGAUGGCCGGGCUGGGCCCCUGCCCCUGGGCCGAGUCGCUGAGCCCCCUCGGGGACAUGAAGGUGAAGGGCGAGGCGGCGGCGAGCAGCGGGGCGCCGGCCGGGGCGGCGGGCCGAGCCAAGGGCGAGUCUCGCAUCCGGCGGCCGAUGAACGCCUUCAUGGUGUGGGCGAAGGACGAGCGCAAGCGCCUGGCGCAGCAGAACCCGGACCUGCACAACGCGGAGCUGAGCAAGAUGCUGGGCAAGUCGUGGAAAGCGCUGACCCUGGCGGAGAAGCGGCCCUUCGUGGAGGAGGCCGAGCGGCUGCGCGUGCAGCACAUGCAGGACCACCCCAACUACAAGUACCGGCCGCGGAGGCGCAAGCAGGUGAAGCGCCUGAAGCGGGUGGAGGGCGGCUUCCUGCACGGCCUGGCCGAGCCGCAGGCCGCCGCGCUGGGCCCCGAGGGCGGCCGCGUGGCCAUGGACGGCCUGGGCCUGGCCUUCCCGGAGCAGGGCUUCCCCGCGGGCCCGCCGCUGCUGCCCGCGCACAUGGGCGGCCACUACCGCGACUGCCAGGGACUGGGCGCGGCCCCGCUCGACGGCUACCCGCUGCCCACGCCGGACACGUCCCCCUUGGACGGCGUGGAGCCGGACCCGGCCUUCUUCGCCGCGCCGCUGCCCGGGGACUGCCCGGCCGCCGGCCCCUACAGCUACCCGCCGGCCUCGGACUACGCGGGGCCCCCGGAGCCGCCCGUCGGCCCGGUGCACGCGCGCCUCGGCCUGGAGCAGGCGGGCCCUGCGCUGCCGGGCCACGUGGCGCCCCCCGGCGCCCUGCAGCUGUACUACAACGCGAUGGGCUCGCCGGCGGCCGGCGGCGGGCGCGGCUUCUCCCUGCAGCCGCAGCAGCACCCGCCGCAGCACCCGCCGCAGCACCCGCCGCAGCACCCGCCGCAGCACCCGCCGCAGCACCCGCAGCAGCCGUCGCCGCCCCCCGAGGCCCUGCCCUGCCGCGACGGCGCGGACCCGAGCCAGCCCGCCGAGCUCCUCGGGGAGGUGGACCGCACGGAAUUUGAACAGUACCUGCACUUUGUGUGCAAGCCCGAGAUGGGACUCCCUUACCAGGGACACGACUCUGUUGUGAACCUCCCUGACGGCCACGGGCCCAUCUCCUCGGUGGUGUCCGACGCCAGCUCGGCCGUGUACUACUGCAACUAUCCUGACGUCUGACGGCCCGGCCCGGCCCCGCGCGGUCCUGCCUGCGGGCCAGAGGCGCAGCGCCCAGCGUUACACUUCCUGCAGGGGCUGAGGAAACCCUCGGCCUCGUGUUGUUUUGUUUUUGUUUUUAAAUUGCCUAGGCAUAUAAUUUAUGGUAAUUUAUUUUGUCUGCCACUUGAACGGUUGGGGGGAGAAAAAUGUGGGGUGGUCUGUGAAGAUUUGUCCAGAUACUUCUUUCCCACAGUUGCGUUGUCAGAACCCCAUUUGAGUUUUGAGUAUGUCCCAGAAUAACUUGCUCCGUUUCCUGAAAAUUUAUUGACCAAAACCAUUUUAUCUUGGGUGUGUUUUCUCGAUCUUUAAAGAAAUAAAAUCUGGAAUCCUUUUUCACUCUG
Messenger RNA from Canis lupus familiaris (dog), 1824 nucleotides. RefSeq names its product SRY-box transcription factor 17 (gene SOX17). The record is from RefSeq and is a predicted model, not a curated record. Gene Ontology annotation, biological process: heart development; positive regulation of transcription by RNA polymerase II; angiogenesis. Gene Ontology annotation, molecular function: RNA polymerase II cis-regulatory region sequence-specific DNA binding; DNA-binding transcription activator activity, RNA polymerase II-specific. NCBI's taxonomy places the organism in Eukaryota, Metazoa, Chordata, Mammalia, Carnivora, Canidae.